Morone saxatilis (striped sea-bass) is the source of this 2760-nucleotide messenger RNA. RefSeq names its product carbohydrate (chondroitin 6) sulfotransferase 3b (gene chst3b). The coding region runs from base 247 to 1680 and encodes 477 amino acids. Gene Ontology annotation, cellular component: Golgi membrane. The record is from RefSeq and is a predicted model, not a curated record. Lineage: Eukaryota; Metazoa; Chordata; Actinopteri; Moronidae. Gene Ontology annotation, molecular function: N-acetylglucosamine 6-O-sulfotransferase activity; chondroitin 6-sulfotransferase activity. The transcript has 3 exons. Gene Ontology annotation, biological process: N-acetylglucosamine metabolic process; carbohydrate metabolic process.
CCGGGAAGCCUGAGAACCUGCAGCCUCCUCAAACAUGAGUCCAUCUGAUCCACAAGUUUCACUCAGCAAAACUGUUCAAGCUGCUUCUUUCGGAUUGCACUGUUUUUUCUUGUCACACAAGUGAAGCAGUCUUGGGAAGUAAUGGAAUUAAUUUCUCACCGGAGUCGCUCUUUGAGGGAAGGCUGACCAACUUAACGGAUGAGCCGAAGCGGGGACGCCUUCAGACACCACAGCUCCACAUGAUGGAUGAAACAUCGCCUACAACCGGGAAUACAAAUAACUGCAAGGCUCUUUAAGAAGGUGACUAGAGACUUGCGAGAUUGGCAGAACCUAUUAAGAAGAAGGCAUAUCCAGGCACCGCUACUUCCAAGAAUGAGGAUCAAAUACACAAUAUCCAUCGUCUUUUUUGUGACACUUGUUAUCAUUGAGAAGGAAAACAACAUUAUCUCAAGGGUGUCAGAUAAGCUCACCUUAAAGCAGACCCCCCAGACCCCUCUACAGCCCAGUGGUUUCUUCCACAUACUGCAGAAGCACAAUGGUUCCUUAACCUCACUCAGCAAGAUAGACUCUGCCUUCACGUUGAUGAAGCGGCGGCUGGAGAACUACAGCGAGCACCAGGGGUUGUUGAGGAGGGGCAGGAAACACAUCCUCCUGUUAGCCACCACCAGGACGGGCUCCUCGUUUGUGGGCGAGUUUUUCAACCAGAAGGGUGACAACAUGUUUUACCUGUUUGAGCCGCUGUGGCAUGUGGAGAAGAUGUUGACGCUCGAGACCGGUGGUACCAACGCCACAGUGGCAGCCAAGGCGUACCGUGACGUGCUCCGGCAGCUCUUCCUGUGUGACUUCUCCCUACUGGAGAGCUUCAUCGAACCCCCCCCUGUGGAUCACAUCACUACCGCCCUCUUCCGCAGGGAGUCCAGCAGCUCUCUGUGUGAGGAGUCAGUCUGCAGCCCCUCUAUCAAAGGGGUCUUUGAGCGUUAUCACUGCAGGACCAGACGCUGUGGGCCCCUGAACCUGACCAUGGCGUCUGAGUCCUGCCUCCAAAAGGAUCACAGGGCCAUCAAGUCAGUGAGGGUGCGCCAGCUGGAGACUCUCCGUCCUCUGGCUGAGGACCCACGCCUUGACAUAAAGUUCAUUCAGCUAGUCCGGGAUCCUAGGGCUGUACUAGCCUCACGCAUGGUGGCUUUUGAAGCUAAGUACAAGAACUGGAAGCAGUGGGCUAUGGAUGGGGAUGUGCCCAUUGAUGAUGAUGAAGUAAGAAAGUUGAAAGGGAAUUGCGACAACAUAAGGAUGUCCGCAGAGAUCGGCCUCAGACAGCCGCCGUGGCUGCGCAGGCGUUACAUGCUGGUGAGGUAUGAAGACAUUGCUCGGUUCCCCAUGAAGAAGGCAGCAGAGAUGUACAGGUUUACUGGAAUCCCGUUCCCUCCACAAGUGAAAUCCUGGAUCUUGAGGAACAUCCAGGCCUCUAAGGAGACCAGCGGUGUUUACUCCACACAGAAAAAUUCAUCAGAACAAGUAGAGAAAUGGAGGUUCAAUUUACCAUUCAAAAUAGCCCAGGUUGUACAGAAAGUUUGUGGGCCAACACUGAAGCUUUUUGGAUAUAAAUCGGUAAGCAGUGAAGAAAUGCUUACAGACAAGUCUAUUAGUUUGAUUGAGGACAAAGUGUUCAACUUUUUAUAGAGUUUUACGGACAUGAACUCUGAACCUUGAUGCAGGAAAACACCCUUUCGAAAAACUCUGGAAUCACUGAUAUUUAUUAGGGUUGUUUAUCCUGAUACUGAGAACUAUAUAUUUUCUGAUAGUGUGCUAUUUAAAGUUUUUUACUAUUUAAAAUAGAUUGAUGAAGAAAAUGUAUUGUUGAGUGGAAAAUACAUAUAAAGCAAUAAGUUUUUCUUAAACUUCAAUAAGUAUUGAAGCCAGGGUGUUUGAAACAUUAUUAAAACUUUAUAUAUGGAUAUAGCAUGGUGAGAAUAGCUAUCUUUGUUUUUGCACUUCCGACUGUUUUCUCUGUUUAAUGCAAACUGUAUCGUUGGCUUGUCCUGCAAGCCUGUUCAAAUAUAUUUCCUUAGCAAAUAUAGGAAAGUCCUGAUGGAUUUUGUAAACAAUAAUGAGCUGUUUCAAACACUUCCAGGAACUUCUGCUAGUUAUUUUUGUCCAGCAACUUCUGAGCUAGCGACAUAAGCUGCUUUUACACCAAAGAAACUUGAAACGAAAUGUUCAUGCAUAGCCAAAAAGAGAAAAAAAUCAAUUGCUUUGUAUAGCAAUGCUUGGAGGAAAUAGCAAUGUUUUGCCAUGUGAAUUCUAUGUAUGAGAUUCAGAUUGAGUCUUGAUCCUUUAGAAGUAAUGUAUGGUUAUUUAUUUCUUCGCUUUGCUAAAAGUCAUAACUCCAGCUCUGAAUGUGCUCCAGAGGUUCUCUCCCCCUGUGUAAGGGUACUUUUCUUGCACACGUAUUGCCUACUGUAGUUUGCUGUACAUGCAUGUUUGUAAUUGGCCAAAAGUUGUUUGAAGUUGUCCGCAGGACUGUAAGGACCCAUUCUGUAAAAACAUAUGUUUACACUGCCACUGUAUGCAAACAUUCCAACUGCAGCUGGUUUGCAGGAUAGUGUAAGGUUGGUCGGCAGGUCUCUGUCUGUUGACACAAGUCUCUUGGCUGGUGAUAAAAAGAGGCCCUGAUACUUUGGCAUGCCAAGCUGUUAGCUGAUGUUCCAAUCUGUUCCUUUUGCAUUUUGUUUUGUGACAAUAAACCUUAUUUUACAUAAA